AUGUCAUGUAGUGAGUUCCGAACAGUCGACAACGUUGGUGAUGUAACUACGCAGGGGAAGUCAGGAACGCCCAAGGUCAAAGGAGGGCCACGGCCUGCCUUUGCACCGCCCGGUAAUGAUCCACAUGCCAUGUGGCUGCCAGCAAUUGCCAGCCUCCUGGUCUGCAUUCUAGGGGCAUUCCUGGCAUACGGACCUUAUCAAGAUGAUCGAACAUGGAACCUCGUGCGCAACACGGUCUCCCUCGAGCGUGUGGGCAUGCGAGAGUUGGAGCAGAGCCACUUCCGUCUUUACGGCUUGCGGACCGGCACUGGCCCGCGGACGCAGGCGAACUCGGACGGACAAGUUUUGUUCUUGCCCGGUCACGGAGGGGCUUGGACGCAGUCGAUCAACCUGGCGUCGUAUGUUGCCAAGCAGCAGUCUGACAUCCGUUUUUUCGCCGUGGACUUCCAUGCGUCAACCUCUGCCCUUCACUGGUCCGUGGUUGAGGCACAGGCAGACUUCGCCGUUGCAGCGAUCAUCGAACUAGCAAAACCCCAAAGAGGCCCACUUGUGCUGCUGUGCCACUCGAUGGGUGGCCUUGUCGCACUGGAGUCUCUCCGUCUGCUUGGGGCCAGAAGGAGCUUGCUGGCCGGCGUGGUCCUGGUCUCUUCACCAACUGCAGAGCACCCCUUGCUCCUCGAGGCCCGCUUUGCUUAUCGGGCAGCCGCUGCACGUGAGGAGGCGUGGACCUUCCAAUCACCGCCGAUCGUCUCGAUCUCAGGCGGUGCCACAGACGCGCUUGUGCCAAUGACCGCCUCGAUGAUGCCACACAGGGCUCAAGCUGCAACGCUGCUGCUUCCAGCGGCUCGAGAUGUGUACUCCUCAUUCAGUCACGUGAACGUGCUGUUCUCGCGACAUAGCCUCCACGCUCUCUCGGCCCUCCUUCGUGGAGCCUUGGCAGGGCGGCUGCUCCCCACGGCAGAGUCGCUUCGGAGCCCUUUGUCUGGUCUGUUGCAACCGUCCCAGCUUGUGGCCGCUCCGUCGCCGUGGAGCGCACAGAGGUUGAUGGCACAGGUGUCAGACGCCACUUGGAAAACCUUGGCAUCGGAUGCCGCCUUCUCGCAGCUUCCAGAGCAGGAGGCGCAUGCAAUCACGCUGCUUCACGAGCUAGAGGCCGGAGUACUUCAUCUUCUGCCUGCUCCUGAAUCCGGAGGAACCCUGACCCUGAUGCUUCUUGAGGAGCCGCGCCCCAUCAAGCGAACCCCAGAGCCGACGACAAGAGGAGAGAACUUCGAUCCCAAAGAUGUGCUGGAUUGCAAUGCUGCCUUGUCUGCCGUGGUGACCAGCGGCGGUCGGGAUGACUCGGUGGCCUCUUUGCUGGCCGGGUCCGUGUGGAUGGGUGCAGCGCCCGUGAAGUUGCAGUAUCCCAGCAAGGCCUGCUUCUACCAGCUCCCGUCUCCUUCCUCGGCGCAGGGCCAGCGGGGCCUGGCUGCCCUCAUGGUGAACGCCCAGCGGUCUGGCUCGGGCCGUCGCAUCGGCUGGGCGCAGUGGCAGCUUGGUGCAGCGGCGCAGGAUCUGCAAUGUAACCGCGCUGGUGAGAAUCUGCCCCUUGUGUCCUGGUUGGCCUCUGUCGCGUGGCCCGUGAGGUGUAGGCUGCCAGCAGGCCGAGGGCUCCUCACCCGCGUGGGCUUGCCCUCAUCCUGGCGGAUGCUGCCUUUCUUCCCUCUGGACGUGCGCUUGGUGGAGGAGAGCUCCUCCCCGACGGCCACGGCCUGGCAUCCUCCUGUCUUGCUGCUUUUGGCGGCGGGUGACAACCACACGAGGAUGGCAGCGCUGCCAUUCCCGACACAGCCGAGGGCCAGGCAGCUUUGGUUUCCGAGCUGGGCGGCAGAGUCGCCGCCUGCACGCAAGCAUGUGUUGUACUAUUGUACAUUGCACGCACCUGGGGGCUCUUCUGUUACUGCAGCCAUGACACUUUUCUGCACAAUGACCGCUAUCAUUGCUUGA
Messenger RNA from Symbiodinium sp. CCMP2592, 1986 nucleotides. The record is from the annotation of a GenBank genome assembly. Lineage: Eukaryota; Dinophyceae; Suessiales; Symbiodiniaceae.